AUGGUACACUUUCGCGUUUUGCGUGCCACCAAUGUGGUGCUUUUGCUCACUGGCUACCAAAUGUAUUGGUUUGAGAAGAAGUCGCAGCGGUUCAGAGUGUCCCUGCCGGGCGUAGUCAACACUUUUGUGCUGGGAAGCAUUUACGCCGCCUGUUUUUCCCAGCACUUUGAUCCCACAUCCUCGCUUCUAAAUGUUCUUAAGGAUGUGUCGCCGUUUCUUUAUGGAUUAACAAGAAUGCAGCUAUUUUUAGGCGUAAAAGCAAUUGCCUAUGCCAUUUACACUUCGGUAAGAGCUGUGGAAAAGAUUAAUUUCCUGGUGCAAUCCCUUUCAAUCCGAGAGCGUCCACUGAGCAAGGAUGAAGCCGUAGCCUAUGCACUUUUGGGAUCCACCUUUGGCAUUCUGUUUUGUUUCGUGCUUUACAUAUCCUACGAAAUGAAGUUCGAGCUGCCUCCACGCCAGGAUGUCAUGAUAGGCACUGCUCUCUUUCUCCCGCAUCUGAUUCUAUCGGGAUCAGCAAGACUAUACAACAUUUUGGCUUGGCUAACACGCGGCGAAUUGCAACGGCUAAACAAAAUCGUAGUGGAUGAGCUAAGUGCCAAUUUGAGCAAAGAUCAGGCAACUGAGGCUUCCACCUCCUUUACUAUUUCAACUGUAAACACCAGCCUGGACACUAUGGAGUGCCAAAGAAGGCAGUUGGAGGCCAUUGGAAAAAGAUUUCGUUGCGUCUUCCAGUCGUUGCAGUUUUCGCUGAUGUUGUUGUUUGCGUUAAAUGGCAACUGUCUUCUGGGAGGUGCCUAUUCCUAUGUAUACUACCGGCACACUUGGCACGUUCUCUUCGAAGAUCGGAAGCAAAGAAUCUUCUAUGCGGCAAAUGCGUCCAUAUACGCCUGCAUUGCCAGUGACUACAUCUGCCUGAUGUUUGUUCAGGCUUCAAUGGAAAAUCAAUGCGCCAGCUUUAUGAAGAACGUGGAUUCUUUUCUGGUCCAGCGAAGUGCAUUACCCAAGAGAAUGCGGUCUGUGGGCAAGGAUAUAAAACAAAUCCUAAAGAAGUCCUUCAAUUCCAAAUACUACUCGCUUUGGCGGUUCAAUAUCUGCCAUUUAAGUUCGGCAAGUUUAAAGUUUAUAUAAAUGUUGAAAUUAUUCUCUUAUAAAUGUAUAUUUCAGAUUAUAUUUAUACAACUGCUAAUAGUUGCUGUAAUUGUUGCUGUACACUAUCUAAAUGAUGAAAUUCUCUUGUUGAGAGAAGAGUUAAGUGACAAAAGCGACGAAUAA
Drosophila kikkawai is the source of this 1272-nucleotide messenger RNA. RefSeq names its product Gustatory receptor-like 40a (gene Grl40a). NCBI's taxonomy places the organism in Eukaryota, Metazoa, Arthropoda, Insecta, Diptera, Drosophilidae. The record is from RefSeq and is a predicted model, not a curated record.